Molecule: messenger RNA, 3724 nt
Organism: Cadophora gregata
Lineage: Eukaryota; Fungi; Ascomycota; Leotiomycetes; Helotiales; Ploettnerulaceae
Exons: 2
Coding region: 496-2355 (619 amino acids)
Biological process (GO): regulation of DNA-templated transcription
Molecular function (GO): DNA-binding transcription factor activity
Source: RefSeq, a predicted model, not a curated record
CUUUAGCUCCACUCACUUGACUUUGUUCGGGUGGGACGUGGGAGAAGCAGCAGCAGAGCAACCCGCUGCCACAGCGGAAGCCAGCCAUAGACCAGCCCAGCACCACAGGCUCGCAUCGCAUCACAUCACAGAUGGGAUAAGAAGGACGCGGGCCCGUUCGCUAUCGUAGCUUUCGAUUACUGCUCUACCUGCCAACGGCACUUCUUACAGCUCACCCAGUUUGUCUUCAGUUUCUGCUUUAUCCGCAGACUGAAGCUCUUUGCCAUUACACGAACGAACGAAACGGACGAACGACUCGAAUCUCUUGAUUGCCAUCAGCGAUUCUUCAUCGACUAUUAUUACUCACUCGCUGUUCAUCUGCACUUCCAGUCGUUGUGAUCAUCCGCGAUCGCCCAGCUAUCUUCAACGCUUCACCGCCACGCCAAAAUCUCCAACCAUCCGAACCUCGCUUCCCCACCACACCACAACACAACACAACACAACACAACAUUCGCAAUGGCCGCUUUCCAGAUGCACAAUUUCUACAGACCCUCAUCACUGACGGUCGAUACGCGCACACAGAAUUACUUCGAGGACGAGGAGGGAAGCAUCUUGGACGAGAACAUCCUCGACCAGAACGCAUUAGACUCAGGUCUCGAGAUGUCCCCACCCAUGAACGGCAGCCGGCGGGAUUCGUUCGCUGUCUCCUCAGCAUUGUUCUCGCCGAAGACCGAUGAAUGGCAGCAUGUCGACAUGCAGCAGCAGCAGCAGCAGCAGCCGAUGGGUUCGAACAAUCCUUUUGUUGAGCAGAACAACAACCCUUUCAUGCGCGGCGUUGAAUCGCAAUCGUCGUAUGGUCAGCAAAGUCACGGAUGGUCGAUGGGCAAUGGAUCGGGCAUGAGCACUCCCAUGCAAGGGCACGAUGGACUCCCUUCGGAGUUUGAAGUUCCAGUAUUUCAAAGACCCAUGCAAACUCCCUUCACCAACCCCGGAAAUCAGCAACUGCCAGUCUUCUCGUCAGGAAACACCAGCAAUGGAUCAAUCCCAACUUCACCGCAAAAAGAAUGGUCCGUAUCAGAAGCUAUGGAGCACCGCUCUAUGCCCAAGAGGAUGAGACCUCACAGUCCUACUCUUCGAUCGCAUCCUGAUAUGUCAAGGAGGGGUGAUGGCAUCCGAAAGAAGAACGCCCGAUUUGAUAUCCCGGCCGAGCGAAACCUCAACAACAUCGACCAGCUUAUUGCGCAAUCAAAUGACGAGCAAGAAAUCAAGGAGCUGAAGCAACAAAAGCGGUUACUGAGGAACCGUCAAGCAGCUCUUGACUCUCGGCAACGCAAGAAGCAACAUACCGAAAGGCUUGAAGAUGAGAAGAAGCAUUUUACUGCUGUCAUCAACGACCUUGAGGAAGAUUUGGCGGAAGCUAAGCUAGCUUUGGAUGACUGGGCCCGCAAGGAGCAACAAUACCAGCAGUACAUCGAGAGCAUGCAACUUGAGAAAGAAGAGAUCGUGCGAAAUCACACUAUUGAGACCGGUGACCUUCGCAAGAAAGUCAGUGUUCUUACCGAACACAUCCAGCGAUUAGAGAGUGCUCCUAUGGCACCUAUGCCAACCGCCAACGGGUUCUCCAAUGACUAUGCCGACAUCGAUAGUCUCACUAUGGAUGGAGCUUGGGAUAAUAUCUCCUUCCUCAACGACUUCGCUCCUGAGCCAGAAGUCAAGGUUGAGAGCUCCUUGGUCCCUGUCAAGAAGUCCGAGAACUCUCUUCUCAGCGAGCCAGAGAAGCCUGCCGCCCAAGGUCUCUUGCUAAUGCUGCUUCUUGUCGGUGCUUUCGUCGCCUCCAAAGGUUCCUCACCGACUAUCCCAAAGAUGUCGGACGACGUUCAAGCUGCUUCUGCUACUCUUCUCGAAGAUAUUUUCAAGGAUGCAGGUGUGUCCAACGCUGCUUCCUCCAUCUCCGAGGUCAUGGCUCCUCUCCCAUCUGGCAACUCCUGGUCUUCAUCUAUCCCAACCAUGGGCAACAAUGACAUGGUCGGCGUCACCCAGUCUACACUCGGAGACCUCGUUGAUAGUCUCGCUCAGCCCACUGAACAGCAAAACAACGAACAACUCUUUGGCCUCUCGGCAGCUCAAUACGAGGGUCUCACCAACCAUGACUUCCUUCAAAAUGCCCCCCAACACUCCACAUCUCAAGGCCGUCGCAACCUCGGUGAGACACUCGCAGCAAUGCGUUUGAACAGCAAGAAAUCCGCUGCUGAGGUCUACACGAGGUCACUUCUCUGGGAUCAAGUACCUAGUGAAGUUGUUCGUAACUUUGCGAAGAUGGUCUCGGAUUGCAACUCACAGAGGAGUCCGGAAGAGUGUGCCACUGCAGUUGGCUGAAUCACUCUUAUGACUUCAUGAUACACAUACAUAACAUAUCGGGAGCACAUCCCACGGCACGAUCAACGGUCACGACUCACGGCAUAUCACGCAAAAACAGCAGCACAGACACUGUUUGCUCACGCAUCAUUUUAUUUGACUUUUCCAAUUUCAUUUGUCCAGCGAGCCCAGCGAAGCGUUUAGCGUUGAUUAUUUUUUGGCUUUCAUCAUUUCUUUUUCAUGUUUGCUCUCAUAUUUGCAUCAUCAUGGCACAGCGACGGGAAGGAUAGGAUUCUGGAAUUAUGGAUAUGGAUGGGAUCGGAGGAAUAGGGAAACCGGAUCGGGAUCGGAAUUUGGAUAGGCAUAUCCUCAAACGAAAGCUCAUUUGCUUGAUUGCUCACGCGAUCGCAAAUCAGCAGAAAUGGAUCGAGCCCACUUUACACACAUACACAUCAGCGGCUCGCAGCAAACCCAAUGGACCGAACGACGGAAUGAUUGGACUUAUGUAAAUUGGAUAUCUUGUUGUUUUCCUUUUCAUACUUCACUUCAAACUAGUUUAGGCAUUUUGGGUAUUCUUGUUCGAACGGAAAGAGGAGGAUACUUUUAGUUUAGGAACUUAGUCUUUAGGUUUUCUUUUUACCCUUCUCCAUUCCCUUGAGUCUGGAUAUCGGAGCUGGCGGACGAGAGAGAGCAAUGGCAUCAUUUUUUGGAACCUUCCGCGGAACCGAUGAUCGAUGGAAUGAAGGCCUGCCUGACCAAACACCUUACCCUCACCGUCCUGUCUCCUCCAUACACAAACACUCAACUCCGUUUACUCUUCUACGCGCACAAUAUUACGAACAUCACGACUUUCAUGAAUCAAACUAUAAGAUACCUCUCAGCGCACACACGCUCAACAGUUUUCCUUGCAUCCAUUCCGUACCAGUACUACUACAAAUAUCAAAACACGAUUCUCACGAACCAAAACCGAGCCCACACACCGCCGCGCUGCAACCGGUAUAUUUCCUUCAUCCUCUUAUUGCUCACUACCAAAUCGAGCGAAGCGAAUGGCAAUUACGACUGGAGGGGUGUUUACGUUGUAAUGAUCACGAACGAACGAAUGAUUGCAUAAUGUUUCUUCUGUCCAUUCCAUCCGGCGAGGAUCGCCGUUGAUGACGAAGGAUUCUCGCUUUUCUCUCACAGGCAGGUGGUGGCAGCUGUGUAUUUACGCUGGAAUUGAAACGGUGAUUUGACUGGAAAUUGUAUUUAGUGGACUCUUACUGGUGGAAUGGUAUUGGUGAUUGGGUCGAGAUCGAAGUAGAUACCGCACAGCACAGCACAGCGUUGCUCAGCAAGGGCAAGAAAAUACUACUCUUAUUUUCUGUCGUCAUAUAGAUGACGGAAACCUCAC